AGGUCUAUUUAUAGUAACAUUAAAACGUGUAAUAGUGACAUCAUCGACAUCGUGUAUACUUGGUAACAAAAUGGCGGUUUUAAAUGAGUACUUGUGAACAACAGGUCAUCUUCCUUUGAGAGAAACAGAGAUUGUUCCCAGUGUUUUUGAACCUUCAGUUAAAAUGGUAUCACGUAGAACAGAAGAACUGCUAGCUACCAGAGGCCUGGACCUUUUCUCUGAUCCAAAUAACUUUCCAAGCGAUGAGGUCCUCCUCUCUCAACUUGUCCUGCCUCUAGAGACCUGCUGGGGAGCUAAUGACGUCUAUACGAUACUGCAGAGCAGCCCGACCGCCACCAACUUCUGUGGCAAAGUCUUCAAGAAUGGAGAGCCAGCUGUUUUCUGCAAAGACUGUCAAACCGACCCGACGUGCUGUUUAUGCUUAACAUGUUUUGAAAACAGUGAGCAUAAGAAUCAUCGAUACAGGAUGUUUGCUUCAGGUGGUGGCGGUUGCUGUGAUUGCGGUGACCCGGAGGCGUGGUCAUCAAAUGUUUACUGCUCCCAUCAUCAGCCCUCGAGGGAGAGGAGUGAAGAGGUGAAUCCACUUGAGAAUUUGCCACCUGAUAUGUCAGCCAAUGCCCAGUCCUUCCUCUGGACUGUACUGUGGUAUUGUGUGAGGGUUCUUAACUGGGAGAAACCCAAUGACCUUCCACAAAACCUACUCACUCCUCAGUCAAGAGAAAAAUUAUCUUCUGAUACUUUUGUUGCAAUGCUUAUGAAUGAUGAAGUACAUACUUAUGAUGAUGUUAUCAAUGGUCUACACACACAUGUUGGUUUAUCUAAUGCUGAUGCUGUCAGUUUGGCCACACUAGUUGACAGAAAGGGUCGGGGAUUUUUGAAUAAGGGGACACUGAACGAAUGCGAAAAAGCAAAGACAAACGUCAAUAGAUCUUUAGGUGGUCAUCCCUUGACUGUCCGUAUAUUUCAUACUACAAUUCUCUCACACCAAAACUGUGCUAUAUAUCUCUUGAACCUUCUGAAAGAUAGAGCAGAGAAAUCUGACGGUUUCUGCCGCCUCCUCUCAAUGGUAAUGUGCAAGCCUAGUCCAGAUGAUUACAAUAUGUCUCUCCUUGAUUACUUCUUUGUAAAGGACAGCACGAUAUGGAUAGAGGCUAGACUAUGUUGGCAAAGGCUAGUGAUGAGCUCAAUAUUCAAAGACUUUCAGUACAAGAAGGAGCUUGCUGUUUGUCUGGCCAAAAACUAUAAACAGCUUGCAAGAAACUUUUGGGAGGACACUCACCACCAUGACGUUUGUGCCAUUAAUCUCACUGUUCAGUUAUUCACUGUUCCAUCUCUGAGUCGUAUGCUAGUUGCUGAAUGUGAUGCUCUUUAUAUUGUCACUGAAACUAUUUUAGGUUUAGUUAGUCCUUUUAUCAGUAGAGAUGAUCAAUGUUUGUCACUGCAUUCUCGUAACUAUAAACACGGAAGGAUUGUCUACAUACUUCACGACUUGAGAUAUUUAUUAAGAAACAGACCAGAGGAGGUGACCGAUCAGUUUAAACAAAAGACCUACAAAGCUUUGGUACCAUUCAUCAAACUUCUAUCAGCCAUGAAUAAUAUGGAUUCUGUUAAGCGUCAGAGUGGGUCUCACGUGGUAAUGGAGCCGCCGUGGGAGAACAGUUUUAACUUCUCAAUCAUUCUACAGACGGCCAUUUUGUUGUUUAUCAAUUGGUGCCAAUCUGAUGAGGAAAUGCUUUUAGAGUCACUUAAAAUGUCAAUAAAAGAAUUACUCAAAGUUCAAUACAAGUUUAAGCAUCACAUGGUUGACAAGAAUCUAUUGGGGAGGAACAGUCCAACAAUGGAGCUGAUCAUGUUUGAUAUUUUAAAAGAGAAUGUCUCCUUUCAUCAACCACUCUCAAGAUUUGUGGCAGGUCUCUUACCUGGUGCUUCUAAAUAUAAUCUUUCAUUGUCUAGUAUUAUCAGAACUGCUACCAAUGACACCUCAAAUCAUGUCUACCUAUCACUGAUGGAGCCUUGUUCCAGAGCUAUUGUUUUCUCUUCGCAAGUCCUCAAUGGAAUGUGGAGGAGGAAUGGAUACAGUGUCCAGAAUCAAGCCAUCAACUACCAGCACCACAGCAGUGCUGAAAUCAUGUAUAAGAAGGACAUUGUAAUGCUACAGUCCAUUGCAGCAGUAUUAGAUCCUGAUGUAUUUGUGUACUCACUCAUUUACAAGUACAGGCUAGAGAAUUGGCUCAAAAAACCUGAAAGUGAUCCAAGAGAUAGAAGAGAAAGAGGUGAAGAUGCCAUGCGGUUUCUGAUGAUGGAGCUUGAGGAGUUUCUUUAUUUGCUGAUUGUUGUCUUUGGUGAGCGUUACAAUGUUGGGAUUGGAGAGGGCGUCACCACAGAAACCUCACUGGAGAGGGACCUCAUUCACAUAUUGUACUUUGGUCCUCAGCCUCACAGCCAAAUAAUGAAAAAAUUUAAAUUUACUGAUAAUGAUGAUAAGAUAUCUUCACUGAUCAAGAAAGUAGCACAUUUGAGGACUGUCUCAAGGAAGAGUCUAUUUGAGCUGAAAGAUGAUUAUCUGAAGCAAUAUGAUCCUUUUUAUUAUCAAUACACGAAAACAGAUCAAUCACAAGCUGAAGAUGUUUGGAGGAAGAAGGUCAAAGCUAGUGGAGGUGCUUCAAGACUAGCUCCUUCUCCGCCAUGUUCUCCUCCUCCUUUCACUGCCCCCUAUCAAGGGGUCCUGAAUCUUUUAUCUUCGCCAGUCCUGGUUAGAGUAUUUUAUAAUGUUUUCAAGGCAGCUGCUACUGAUGGAUCAAAGUUUUGGUCAGUAAGACUCCUCCAUGAGAGUCUUCAUUUGUGUUCCUUGAUGUUGGUAGAGGAGGAGAGACAAGGCAGUAAUGAUUUCCGUAAGGGAUGUCUUGGAUUUGACACUAGGAAUGAGUCAUUAUUGCCAUAUUUGGAGAGCCUGAGGUCGACUUCUCGAGUUGAAGAGAGACAGCAUCUCCUCCAUUGGGUCAUUAAGGUACUCCACACUGCUAAGAGAGAGUUAGAUAUGACAGAAUCCUCUUCUUCCUCCAAUGAAGGAGGAGCUGAUAAUAAUAUGGUGGUAGAGGACAUUGACUCUCCUGGUCUGGAUAAGAAAAGAGCUAAGGCUGAAGAAUACAGACUAAAGCUAAUGAGGGACAUGGCACUCUUGCAGAGGAAGUUUUAUGAUCAGCACAAAGGAGAGCUGGACCUCAUUGAGAGCGAACCUAAAAUAGGACAACAAACAAAUAUACAGAAGGAUCCCAUUCUUGCGAAAGGUCCUGCGGUGGGUGUGGUUCCGUUCCUAAAUCGUUCCAAUACUAAAGUGUCUGCUAAGUGUAUUCUCUGUCAGGAGGAGGCGGGGGAUGUUGCCUUGGAAACCGACAAACGGUUUGUCCUAGCGACUUGUGUCCAGCGCUCAACCGUAAUGAGAAGAACAUCUUGUAAGGUCACCGGAGAUGAAAAAAUUGACUAUUUGAGUGGUUUAUUAGAUGCAAAGUGGGGCGUCUACUCUGGUGGGUGUGGUCAUAUAAUGCAUUACACCUGCUGGCAAAAGUAUGUUGAUAAUAAGAAACAGGAGCACAGUCUAAGACGGUAUUUCUUCCCAGUACCAGGUCACACUAUCCUAUGGGGGGACGGAGAGUAUCUCUGUCCUCUCUGUCAGACCUACGGGAACACCAUCCUUCCUCUAGCCACUCCUCUCUACUUCACUACUGCCUGUAUGAGACCAGAGGCCUCUCCCUCCCUGGAAGACUGUCAGUCACUCAUUAAUUCAGCUCUGACCAGAGGGUUGGAGAUUACCAGUGCGGCAGAGUCUCCCGUUGAUUUGCCUGAAUUCAAUGUGAAGUUAAAGGGAUUGUUUCCUCAAUUUACUGCAUACGUUGUGCCUUCGUCAUGUGUUGCGAGCAGUAAAGAUGACAUGGAGUCAUUAUUUACCCAGUUUGUGUUCAUGCAAGGAUAUGCCUCUCUACCUGAUGAACAGAAUGAGAAUAUUCCACUGGCCCAAUGGCAGAACUGUGCCUACACUAUCUCUGGAUUAGAGCAUGCGUCAAGAAGUGAGGGCAAGUUCUUGUUGGACAGUGUCACAAUAAGACAAUUGUAUAUUGUUCGUUCUUUGAUUCAUUUUGGUUGGAAAGCAACUAAUAUGUUAGACACUAAGAAACUAUCGGAACACAUUAACAAAAUGUGCAACAUUCUACUCCCAUCGUUGUCAGCAUUCAGUGAGCAGCCCUCAGUAGUUGAUAUGGACAUAUUCACAUUAAUAGUUAAUCUUCAUUUCUCAAUCUCUUCUCUGCUCAAUCGUCUAACGACUGAGAAGCCACACCUCCCACAAGAAAACCCUCUCCUUGCCUCUCUCAUGGGAAUGACGGACGAGUACCUCAUUACCAUGGGGACUGCAGUACAGGUGAUGCAAUACCUGCUCUGUGCUCCUGGGGGAGGAGAUAUGGAAACUGACUCAGUGGCUGAAGCCUCAGGCAGUGACCCUGAACUAGUCGAAGGUUGUGAGUUACAAAGACUUUGGUCAAUUGUUCAUCGACACGCUGGAUCUGAUAACAGUGACAACCCCCCCUCUCCUUAUUCCCUGUACAUUGGCAUGUUGGAACAUCUUUAUCCAUUCCUUCAGCGUCUUGCUUUAUUUGUAAACUGUUUGACUGGAACAGACUUCAUUCAUUCUUCAGCUUCAAUGGCAUCCAAUUUCACUGAUCUAUGUGCUUACCUCAAUCUUCCUCAAUCUUUAUCUUCUCUCUUCAUGAAACCUGCUGUCAUUAAAUUGUGUCAAAAUUUGUGUUCUCAUCCUCGUUUGGCUGAUGUUGUCCAUUGUCUCAAUUCCUCAUCCUCCACUCUCAUAUCAGUCAGUGCUUCUCUCACUCCUUUAGCUGUCCAGCCAACAAGACGUCUCAUUAAUAUGCCAAAGAGAUACGCUGAGCUUAUCAAAAUGGCGUCUGAAUUCAAGUGUCCUAAAUCAACGAUGGAGACUGAUGAUACACAGAACACUCAGACUGUCAUGCUUUGCUUGUUGUGUGGAGAGCUCUUGUGCACUAACUGUUAUUCUUGUCAAGAGUCUCUCAGCGACGACGAGUCUGUCAAAAUCGGUCAACUGACUCAGCAUUCUCAACUGUGUGGGGGCGGUAUUGGUAUAGCUAUGUGGAUAGUGGAGAGUUUCGUUGUACUACUUGAUGCAAGGGACCUUCAUAAUGUGUGUGGGUGUACACUGACUCCACCCUUCAUUGAUGAAUAUGGGGAACCAGAUCCCGGACUAAGACGGGGUGAACCACUGAAUUUCAAUGAAGAUAUAUACAAAGAGAUACAGGAGCUGUGGCUAAGUCAUAAAAUACCUGAGAGAGUUCACAAAGAGAUGGAGCAGAAUUUAAGACUGAUUAAAAUCAAAUGGUCGCUGAUGUAGAGCUGGAACAUCCUAUAUUAUUAUUAUUAUUAUUAUUAUUAUUAUUAUUAUUAUUAUUAUUAUUAUGGAGAUAAAUUUCUACUUAAUUCCCCUUUGUUCUCUUCUUUGCUUAGUUUCUUUCUCUCUGUCUUCUCCUCUCCUGUCUUAUUGUUAAAUAGUAUAUUGUUAGAUAUCAUUAUUAUUAUUUUCAUUUCUUAUUAAUUUGCACUGACUAAAUGCUGCAUUAAUAAAAAUGAUAAAAAAGCAAACAUUGUAAUUUUAAAAUUGUUUGAUAAAUUGUUAGCACUUCAA
This is a messenger RNA of Amphimedon queenslandica, 5704 nucleotides long. RefSeq names its product E3 ubiquitin-protein ligase UBR2-like. Gene Ontology annotation, molecular function: ubiquitin protein ligase activity; zinc ion binding. Gene Ontology annotation, biological process: ubiquitin-dependent protein catabolic process via the N-end rule pathway; protein ubiquitination. The record is from RefSeq and is a predicted model, not a curated record. Gene Ontology annotation, cellular component: cytoplasm; ubiquitin ligase complex. The transcript is spliced from 48 exons. Lineage: Eukaryota; Metazoa; Porifera; Demospongiae; Haplosclerida; Niphatidae. The coding region runs from base 164 to 5413 and encodes 1749 amino acids.